CUCCUUUUACUUGCUUCAUGGAGUACCUUCUUGAGCAUGGUGCUAAUCUGGCUACAGCAAGUGAGCUAGGUGCCACAACCUUGUUUUGAUCUGCUGGAAUAUGGGUGCACACUCUUCCUCUUCCUCAUCCUCCUUGAAAUGAUUAUGAAAUGUUAUUGACACUAGAUGAGAACAAUCAUCAACAUGGUGGUGCAUUUGUUCACCAGAUAGAUAGUUUACCACAAUAAGUAGUGCAGUACAGGUUUUCAAUGGAAAAUUUGAUGGAGGUUCUCCGAACAAGAGCUGUUACGCGUUGUGCGAUUGCCUCAGGCAGGGUCAGUGCCUCCAAUCGGCACUUUGAUGAAGAAAUGCCCAGGAUUCAACCAGGUCAGAAUUCAAGACCAUUUCUGGCUAGGGAUAUGCACGGGCGCCGCAUUUAUCACCUUAAAUACAACAGGAGGAUGGUGGGGCCCCGUCCGAAGCAAACAAUUACUGGCCUAAGACGCUUCUUUCAAGAGCAUGGUUUGCAACCUGGGGAUCUAAUUACUUUGUACAAGGAGGAGGGCAAUGAGAUUUUUGUUGGGGUGCUAAUCGGUUGUGGGGAGGAGGGAGUUGACAGAUCUGGGACGAGUCAAGCGACCACCAGCCAGGAAAGAAAGAGUGGGUGGGGAGGGGAACAAUCGGAUUCUUAUGGGGAUUUGCUCAUGGAUCGAAUAGGAGAGGGACGAAGAGGAACAGACGACAGAUGGAACGGCAGAAAGGAAGAUCUGGUGUCCAAUCGAGCGGUGGUGAUGAGACCGUCCGGUCGUCUGCAAACGAAAGAAUCGAGGGAGGUGGGAGGUGUGAUUGAGCAGCGGGGGUGUCGUUUGUCCGCCCCCAACCCGCUAAUAUCAAGGCUUCAGCCUUGUGCUGCGUUGUUUCCACUGCCGUUGCUUUUUAGCUCCGACUAUAUCUCCUUCUUUCAGAUCUCGUUUGUUUAAUUUUUCAUUAGAUUCAUGUCUUUAUGUCUCCUGUUUGCAAAUCAUUUUGGUGGAUUAACUUUUAACCAGUUUUAUUCGGAUCUGACCUUUAAUUUAGUGUACUUAAUGUUACAGUCGUAAAAGUGAGGAGUUAAGGAAGACAAAGGGUUAACGGGAGAGGAAUGAAGUCUCCCUUGAUUUUGAGUCAGGUGCCUACCUAUUUAAAAGCAGAUACCUUCUUCUUGGCAUUUACAGAAGUUAAAAUUCUUUGGUUGGUUCUAAUGUUAUUUUGCAAACCUGAUCUUUUGCUUGAUGUUACAAUCCAAUUUAGAAUAAAGGAGAAAGAAGAAAAAGAAACUAGAAUCAAGAAGAAGAAGGAGAAAGAAGGAGAAUUCAGAUAGAGAGACAGAGUCGAGAGAGAAGUAGGAAGGAAACCAUAUUCAGUUUAUUCAUCAGAUGCCCUUGAAUCUUGGUUCAUUUUCUUUUUACAGCCUAACAGACUAGCAGAAUCCAUAGAAUACCCUUGUUUACAAUUUGGGAUCUAACACUUGACUGUAUAUUUUGAUGGUGCAUUAUUCUUCUCUAUGUUGUUCAUUUUGGCAAUCGUGUUUACUUGAACAAAGGAAUGGGUAGCUA
Messenger RNA from Rubroshorea leprosula, 1574 nucleotides. The record is from the annotation of a GenBank genome assembly. NCBI's taxonomy places the organism in Eukaryota, Viridiplantae, Streptophyta, Magnoliopsida, Malvales, Dipterocarpaceae.